Messenger RNA from Neogale vison (American mink), 1029 nucleotides. Its product is annotated as melanoma-associated antigen B4-like. The transcript has a single exon. Gene Ontology annotation, biological process: negative regulation of transcription by RNA polymerase II. Bases 1 to 1029 code for a protein of 342 amino acids. Lineage: Eukaryota; Metazoa; Chordata; Mammalia; Carnivora; Mustelidae. Gene Ontology annotation, cellular component: nucleus. The record is from RefSeq and is a predicted model, not a curated record.
AUGCCUCGGGGCCAGAAGAGUAAGCUCCGUGCUCGUGAGAAACGCCGCCAGGCCCGAGGUGAGCCCCAGAGCCUCGAGGGUACUCAGGCCACUGCAGCAAAUGUGGAAGAGUCCUCUGACUCUCCUGUUUCUGGGGAUACUCUCCCGAGUCCCCCUGCUGCUGGCACUUCCCAGGAGCCUCAGGGAUCCCCAGCCACUAGCUCUCCUACUGCAGGUGUUUCACACCCAAGAUCUAAUGUAGGUGCCAAGAGCCAAGCUGAGAAAAAGAAAAAUUCCUCUCAGGCCUCAACUUCCCCUGAGAAUGCUCACAAAGAUCUUCUAACCAGGAAGGUGGGGAUGUUGAUGCAGUUCCUGCUAGAAAAGUAUACAAUGAGGGCGCCCAUUUUGAAGUCAGACAUGCUGAAGAUCAUCCACAAAAGGUACAAGGAGCACUUUCCCGAGAUCCUCAGGAAAGCCUCUGAGCACAUGGAGCUGGUCUUUGGCCUGGAAUUAAAGGAAGUCAAGCCCGGCCGUCACUCCUAUAUCCUGGUCAGCAGCCUAGACCUCACCGCCGAUGGCAAUGUGAGCAGUGCCUGGGGCUUUCCUAAGAAUGGGCUUCUCAUGCCUCUUCUGAGUGUGAUCUUCUUGAGUGGCAACCGAGCCUCUGAGAAGGAUAUCUGGGAAUUCCUGAAUAUUUUGGGCAUCUAUGAUGGCAGGAAGCAUUUAGUCUUUGGCGACCCCAGGAAGCUCAUCACCCAAGAUCUGGUGCAGGAAAAGUAUCUGGAGUACCGCCAGGCACCCGGUAGUGAUCCUCCACGCUUCGAGUUCCUGUGGGGCCCGAGAGCCCAUGCUGAGACCAGCAAGAUGAGAGUCCUGGAGUUUUUGGCCAAGGUUCAUGAUACCGUCCCCAGCGCCUUCCCAUUCCAUUACGAAGAGGCUCUGCGAGAUGAGGAAGAGCGGGCCCGAGCCAGAGCCACAGCUGGGGCUGCCUCUCCUACCCGGGCCGGUGCACGUUCCCAGGCCAAGUCCGGCCUCUCCUCUCCUCCCUAG